AUGAGCCUACAGACUGUCGAACUGCCGAGCGUGGGCAUCUCCAUCAAAAACGAGGGAAUCGCCAUUCUGGAACUGAACAGGCCAAGGAAGAGGAAUGCACUAUCACAAGCUUUGAUAGAUGAACUCGUAACAGCUCUGCGCCAAUUCGACCAUGAUCCAAUAGUAUUCGCCGUGAUCUUGACCAGCUCUGGACCGUUUAGUGCUGGGGCAGACUUGAAUGAGCUUGCCACUCUUACAACAGCUGAGGCGACCCGGUUAGGCUGGCUCAAGGAUCUGAACGACGCAUUUUCAAGCUUUCGAAAGCCCGUCCUGGCUGCAGUAAGAGGGUUUGCACUUGGUGGUGGUUUUGAGCUCGCACUUAUGUGUGACAUGAUCUUCGCAUCGGCGGACGCCCAGUUUGGCUUUCCAGAGAUUACUUUGGGUACGAUACCCGGAGCCGGAGGGACACAGAGGCUCACCAAAACAGUGGGGAAGCAGAAGGCAAUGGAACUUAUAUUAACUGGUGCAACCACCUCGGCAGCUGAGAUGGAACGUCUCGGCGUUGUGAAUCGAGUCGUGUCGAGCGAAGAAGAUGUGUUAGAGGUGGCAACAAGAACGGCACGGACUAUUGCUUCCUUUUCUGCACCAGCAAUUGGGCUAGCUAAGCAAGCUAUUCUAGCAGCUGAGACGACGACUUUGGGGGCAGGUUUGGAGAUUGAGCGUGCGUUGUACUACAGCAGUUUUUCGCUGGAAGAUUGCCGGGAAGGUGUUUCGGCUUUCAGGGAAAAACGAAAAGCUUGCGUCCAGCAUCGUUGA
Messenger RNA from Pyrenophora tritici-repentis Pt-1C-BFP, 795 nucleotides. RefSeq names its product CaiD, Enoyl-CoA hydratase-carnithine racemase. Gene Ontology annotation, cellular component: mitochondrion. Lineage: Eukaryota; Fungi; Ascomycota; Dothideomycetes; Pleosporales; Pleosporaceae. Gene Ontology annotation, biological process: fatty acid beta-oxidation. The record is from RefSeq and is a predicted model, not a curated record. Gene Ontology annotation, molecular function: catalytic activity.